CCCUUGUCUGUCUUCCUUUGUUUUGCUAAAGCUAAUGAAAAACCAGUACACAACAAAUUUAACUCAAAAGUUGAUCUUAUUCAUCUCUUCUUAGCUGAAAGAAAAUGAGGAAAACAAGGAGGAGAAAAGGGGAGGCUUUAGCUUCUACCUUGAAGUUGAAAACUCAGAUUCAAGAUAAUUGCUUUGAGCCUGUGCAAACUUGAAGUCCCUCCAAUUCCAUCUACAUUAUUUUCCUUUUCGGGAAAGUUCAUCAUCCGCCGCCCUCUUUAGACCCUUUAUCUGAUCUAGUCCUUCCACACUCACUUUCCAUGAAAUAUUUCCAAGAAAAUAUGUUGUUACACAUUGUCUUGACACUAGCAUUCUUCUCACUUGUGGGAAUUUCUGUUUCUUCCUCCAUCAUUUCUGAUUUUCAUGCAUUAAUCGCAUUGAAACGAGGAUUUGAGUACUCUAAUUUGGCGAUAAGCACUUGGAAUGCUCCAAAUCCCAACUUGGUUUGUUCAUGGAGUGGAAUCAAAUGCUUCCGAGGCCGAGUAGCCUCUCUCAACAUAUCAAAUACGGCUCUCAAUGGCUUUGUUUCCCCUGAUAUUACAAGGCUCGACAAGUUGAUGGAGCUGUCCAUUGAUGGAAACAAUUUCACUGGAGAAAUCAAGAUAGAAAAUAUGACCCGUCUCCAGUUUCUCAACAUAUCGAAUAACCAGUUUAUUGGGAAUUUGGAAUGGAAUUAUUCCAGUCUUGCCAACUUACAAGUGCUCGAUGCAUAUAAUAACAACUUCUCUGGUUACCUUCCAAUAGGGCUGUUGAGUUUGAAGAAUCUCAAGUACUUGGAAUUGGGAGGAAACUAUUUUCAUGGCAGAAUCCCAGCAAGUUACGGGAAUUUGGUUGAGCUGGAGUACUUGUCACUGGCAGGUAAUGACCUUCGAGGGAAACUGCCCAGGGAAUUGGGCAAUCUCACAAACUUGAAGGAGAUAUACUUGGGCUAUUAUAAUGUUUAUGAGGGUGGAAUUCCAGCGGAGUAUGGGAAGUUAGUGAAUUUAGUGCACAUGGAUCUUUCAAUUUGUGAAUUGAAUGGUUCAAUCCCUGCAGAGUUGGGGAACUUGAAGUCACUUGAUACUCUUUAUCUGCAUAUAAACCGGCUAUCAGGGCCAAUCCCGAAGGAAUUAGGAAACUUGACGAAUCUGGUAUAUCUUGAUCUUUCUGUCAAUGAAUUAACAGGAGAAAUCCCUUAUGAACUCACCAACCUCAAGCAAAUCAGGCUUCUCAAACUGUUCAUGAAUAGAUUGCAUGGUUCAAUACCAGAGUUUGUUGCUGAUUAUCCCAAGUUGGAAACUCUUGCUCUUUGGAUGAACAAUUUCACAGGUUUUAUCCCAAGGAAUCUUGGCCAGAAUCAGAGUCUGCAGGACCUCGAUUUGUCAUCAAACAAGCUCACUGGUACAAUCCCUAAAAACCUGUGUGCCUCAAAGCAGCUUAGCAUCCUUAUUCUCAGAGUGAACUUUCUCUUUGGCUCCAUACCAGAAGACAUGGGUACAUGUUCAAGUCUUGUCAGGGUGAGAUUGGGGAAGAACUACUUGAAUGGCAGCAUUCCAAGUGGCUUGAUAUACCUGCCUGAGCUAUAUUUUCUUGAACUGGAGAACAAUAUGUUGUCUGGGCCUUUGUCUGAAAAUAGUAAUACUUCCUUGAACCAAACUAAACUAGGACAAAUUAAUCUAUCCAACAAUAAGCUUUCUGGACCCUUGCCAUUCUCCCUUUCAAAUUUUCCUUCCCUCCAAAUCCUUCUACUUAGUGGAAACAGUUUUUCUGGUCCACUCCCUCCUUCCAUAGGUGAACUCCACCAAGCAGUAAAGCUUGACCUAAGUGGAAAUGCUCUUACAGGUGAAAUCCCACAUGAAAUUGGGAACUGUGUGCAUCUCGAUUAUCUUGAUUUGAGUCAGAACAACCUUUCUGGUCCAAUCCCGGAAGAGAUAUCUAGUAUUCGGAUCUUGAAUUACUUAAACCUAUCAAGGAAUCACUUCAGCGAGACCAUACCUGAUUCAAUAGGCUCAAUGAAAAGCCUUACAAAAGCUGAUUUUUCAUUCAACAAUCUCUCCGGAAUGCUACCCGUAUCAGGCCAGUUUUCAGUCUUCAAUGCUUCUUCAUUCAUAGGAAAUCCACAACUCUGUGGACCCUUAUUGAAAAAUCCCUGCAGAAGUAUAACAAUCACAAGGCCACCUGGGAAACCCCACAAUGUAUUCAAACUUAUUUUUCCUAUUGCCCUGUUAAUGUGCUUGCUUGCUACUGCAGCUAUCAUCAAGGCCAAGUCAUCCAAGGAAAAUGGCUCAAAGUCUUGGAAAAUGACUGCCUUCCAAAAGCUUGAUUUUAAAGUUACCGAUAUCCUGGAAUGCCUGAAAGAUGGGAAUGUGAUUGGCAGGGGAGGAGCUGGGGUCGUCUAUCAUGGCAAAAUGCCUAAUGGGGUCGAAAUUGCUAUAAAAAAACUCCUAGGAUUUGACGGCAUCAACAGCCACGAUCAUGGCUUCAAAGCUGAGAUUCGAACACUGGGUAACAUCAGGCACAGAAACAUAGUAAGACUCCUAGCAUUUUGCUCAAAUAAAGACACAAACCUUCUCAUUUACGAGUACAUGAGAAACGGCAGCUUGGGCGAUGCACUGCACGGGAAAAAGGGUGGAACUUUGAGCUGGAACUUGAGAUACAAAAUUGCACUGGAUGCUGCUAAAGGUUUGUGCUAUCUGCAUCAUGAUUGCUCGCCUCUAGUCGUGCAUCGGGACGUGAAAUCAAACAACAUAUUGUUGAAUUCGAGCUUUGAAGCUCAUAUCGCAGAUUUUGGGCUGGCCAAGUUCUUGGUAGAUGGGGGCGCCUCACAAUGCAUGUCAGCCAUUGCAGGUUCAUAUGGUUACAUUGCUCCAGAAUACGCAUAUACCUUGAAGGUAGACGAGAAGAGCGACGUCUACAGCUUCGGGGUAGUCCUCCUCGAACUCGUCACCGGCCACCGCCCCGUCGGCGGCUUCGGAGAAGGCGUGGACAUCGUGCAGUGGAUUAGGUGUUCGACGAAUUGCAACAGAGAAGAAGUCACUCGCAUCAUCGACCCCCGGCUCACCGUCGUGCCAAAGGAUGAAGCCAUGCACUUGUUCUUCGUCGCCAUGCUCUGCGUCCAAGAAAACUGCGUCGAGCGGCCCACCAUGAGGGAGGUGGUGCAGAUGUUAUCGGAAUUCCCCCGCCGAUCGCCGGAACACCAAUCGUCGUCUUCCUCGAUCAGCCACCAAUUACAGCAUCAGCACAAGAACAACAAAUCAGAUUUUUCUCAACCCUUUUCGUGAUUUUUCCAAUAUGCCUUGAUUUCUGUAACAUUUUUCCUCUUGUUGCUGUCAUUGGAUCUUAUAAGAACAGGAGAUUUGGUGAGCAAAUAGAAACAGGAGGAAAAUUUGUUUGAAAAUACGUAGAGGUAGCCGAUCCUUGUACAAUAAUGUAUAAAUAGUACGUAAUUUCAAUCUGCAUGCACAGCUUUUCUAUCCUA
Messenger RNA from Sesamum indicum (sesame), 3505 nucleotides. RefSeq lists its product as uncharacterized. NCBI's taxonomy places the organism in Eukaryota, Viridiplantae, Streptophyta, Magnoliopsida, Lamiales, Pedaliaceae. Gene Ontology annotation, molecular function: protein kinase activity; receptor serine/threonine kinase binding; ATP binding. The record is from RefSeq and is a predicted model, not a curated record. Gene Ontology annotation, biological process: protein phosphorylation.